CAGGGGCCGCCGACCCGGGGCGCGGGGAGCUAGGCUGCGGCGUGGCUCGGUCCUAAGGCUCUUCGGAAGCUGCUGGACGACCUGUCAUUAGGCCGGCACUUAAUGCUCUCUGUUCCUCGCGGGGAAAGGGAGGAAGGGUUAUCCAGGUCGUGAUGGGCCCCGUGGAGGAGGAGGACGCGCAGCGCACUGGGGGAGCGGACACCUCGCUGCCAGGUCGGAAAGCUCUCCAGACGCCCUUCCAGGAGGGAACCGCAGUCCGCAGGCCAAGGCUGUGCUCUGGGGCCCGCGUUCGUGGCCCCUCGGUUCCCGGACCCAUUCAAGUGAGAGUUAUGAAGAUGAUGACCUAGUAAACUCUGAUGAGGUUAUGAAGAAACCAUGUCCAGUACAGAUUGUUCUUGCACAUGAAGAUGACCAUAACUUUGAGCUUGAUGAAGAAGCUUUGGAGCAGAUAUUGCUACAGGAGCACAUACGCGAUCUUAACAUAGUAGUGGUAUCUGUGGCAGGAGCUUUUCGUAAAGGGAAAUCAUUUCUACUGGACUUCAUGCUUAGAUAUAUGUAUAACAAGGAUUCUCAGAGUUGGAUUGGUGGAAACAAUGAACCAUUGACUGGCUUUACAUGGCGAGGUGGUUGCGAAAGAGAAACAACAGGCAUACAAGUCUGGAAUGAAGUAUUUGUGAUUGACAGACCUAAUGGAACAAAAGUGGCUGUGCUGCUAAUGGAUACCCAGGGUGCCUUUGAUAGCCAGUCAACUAUCAAAGAUUGUGCAACAGUGUUCGCUUUGAGCACUAUGACUAGCUCUGUCCAGGUAUAUAAUUUGUCUCAAAAUAUUCAAGAAGAUGAUCUUCAACACUUGCAAUUAUUUACAGAGUAUGGCAGACUUGCAAUGGAAGAAAUCUACCAGAAACCAUUUCAGACAUUAAUGUUUUUGAUUCGAGAUUGGAGUUAUCCUUAUGAACAUUCAUAUGGUUUGGAAGGUGGAAAACAAUUCCUUGAAAAGAGAUUGCAGGUAAAACAAAAUCAACAUGAAGAGCUGCAGAAUGUAAGGAAGCACAUUCACAAUUGUUUCUCAAAUCUUGGUUGCUUCCUUUUGCCACAUCCUGGUCUUAAAGUUGCAACUAAUCCUAGUUUUGAUGGGAGAUUGAAAGAUAUUGAUGAAGACUUUAAAAGAGAACUUCGGAAUCUGGUUCCAUUGCUGCUUGCCCCAGAAAAUUUAGUAGAAAAAGAGAUAAGUGGAUCUAAAGUCACUUGUAGAGAUCUUGUAGAAUACUUUAAGGCUUACAUUAAAAUUUAUCAAGGAGAGGAACUUCCACAUCCAAAGUCCAUGCUUCAGGCAACAGCUGAAGCUAAUAAUCUUGCUGCAGUAGCAGGAGCAAGAGAGAUUUACUGCAAAAGCAUGGAGCAGGUAUGUGGUGGGGACAAGCCUUACAUUGCACCUUCGGAUCUGGAGCGAAAACAUCUGGAUCUCAAGGAAGUGGCGAUUAAACAGUUUCGUUCAGUAAAAAAAAUGGGUGGAGAUGAAUUCUGCCGUCGUUAUCAGGACCAGCUUGAGGCUGAAAUUGAAGAAACCUAUGCAAAUUUUAUUAAGCACAAUGAUGGCAAAAAUAUCUUCUAUGCUGCUCGUACCCCUGCCACACUGUUUGCGGUCAUGUUUGCUAUGUACAUAAUCUCAGGACUGACUGGCUUCGUUGGCCUAAACUCUAUAGCUGUCUUGUGUAACCUUGUCAUGGGGUUAGCACUGACAUCUCUUUGUACUUGGGCAUAUGUUAAAUACUCUGGGGAGUUCAGAGAAAUUGGAACAAUGAUUGAUCAGAUUGCUGAAACACUAUGGGAACAGAGGAGUCCCAGGAAGGUGUUUUCCAAACUGUUUGAAGUUACUAGACGUCGAAUGGUUCAUCGUGCUCUUUCAUCAGCACAGCGACAGAGACUGUCAUCCAACAAUAACAAGAAGAAAAAUUAGACAGUAUUUUUAACUUUUUUCUCUAUCUGAAGUGUUCACACUUAUACAUGUAGGACAAUAAGCAGGACCGUCUGGGCCGGUCUGCAUAAAUGCUGUAUACAUACCAGAUUUGAUGCUGCAUAUAGGGUAUGGAAUUGCACAUCCAUCUCAUAGGAAUUGUAAAUGGUUUGAAUAGGAGGAAGUAAUUUUUGUUGCAUUAUAAAAUGUCUAACUGCAUUAUUUGUAUGUCAUAACUUUUUUGGGAGAAACAUCUUUUUAUUUCCCACAUUCCUGGUUAUUUUCUUCAUUGCUUUGAAUUGAAUUUUUAUAUCUAUUUUUAUAUGUAACUCUUUUUUUACCUCAUGUUUUUAUUUGUUUUGCACAUUUCUCAUACCACAGGUAUUGAAGCCCCUGGGUGAUAAUUUGAUGGAGGAAAACAUAAGGCAGUCUGUAACAAACUCUAUCAAAGCAGGCCUGACUGACCAGGUGUCUCAUCAUGCCAGAUUAAAGACAGACUGACAGUUCAUCUCCUCAUGGACUCCACUCUCCCUUUUUUUCAUGCUUGCUGUACAAUGAGAACUCAAUAAAAAUAAACCAAAGUUUACAAUCAACUGUAGAAGUAGUUUAGUAUAACUGGCUUCACAGAUGGCUGCCACAGAGUGUGAAAUUGUUUGUUGGUUUUAAGCAUUCUGUUCAUGGCUCCUAAGACAUGAUGAUUGCCUGAGGAGCAUUAGUUUAUCAUGCACACUAGUGCCAUGUUUAAUUCUUUUUUUUUUUUUUUUCUUUUUACUUAAUCUGAUGUUAGUGAAAUUUGUCUUACGUGAAAGGAUGUUUCAGGGAAAUAUUUUAAGAAAUCUAUUUAGAGUCUCUUUAACACAGUGUCCCAUUGAAAUUUUAAUUUUUAGAGAAGUUAUGAAUCACUGUAUCAAGAAUCAGAUUGGAAUGACAAUGAAGCCUUUAUUGAGCCACGACUUUAAAAGUAUAUAUUGCUUUACUGCCUUCAAUACCAGUAUUACAUAAAUGCAUGUAUCAGAAGCUUCACAGAAAUUACAUGACUCUUAUAGCUAAGAAAGUGAUUCUGAGGUGUACAUUUGUCUUGCCUUUUUAAAUUUAUAAACCUGCCCUAAAAGGAGAUGCAUAUCUGGGAAACUGAACUGUCUUUAUGCAGUUUAGCCUUCAUGUACAUAAAAUAAUGCCAUUAAUUUUAUUGGGGGAGAAAUUCCAUCCAAAAAUGUUGCCUACAGCUAUGAGUUAAGAGUGUCUGUACAGUGUGUAGCUUUUAUUUUCUAAAAUCACAGAUAGGGCAUGUAUAUGAAUUAUAAAUAUAUAAAUACGAUUUUGUAUUAAAAGUUUUGUAGUUUAUGGCAAAAUCUGGUUCUGUGGUAGGCUAAUUGAGUACAGUCCCUGUGAAGGAAUGUUUGUGGCUCAUGUCAGUGUGUGAAUGCAUAGACAAUUUGAAGUUUUUGAUAUAUUUGUGAUAUUUAUCUCCCUGAGCACUGCAAUCUCACUACCGCCCCUCCCCACCCAUCCACCCAAGGGAGUUCAAUGGGAAUGUUUAUUGUGACUUUGUCCUCUGUUGCAUUUUAAAGUUAUUUCCUGUAAUUUAUUUUCAGUACAUAAUUAAAAAUUUGUUGUAUAUAUAAAA
Molecule: messenger RNA, 3581 nt
Organism: Sus scrofa (pig)
Lineage: Eukaryota; Metazoa; Chordata; Mammalia; Artiodactyla; Suidae
Gene: ATL2
Product: atlastin GTPase 2
Molecular function (GO): GTP binding; GTPase activity
Source: RefSeq, a predicted model, not a curated record